Messenger RNA from Quercus robur (English oak), 1193 nucleotides. Its product is annotated as serine/threonine-protein kinase Aurora-3. The record is from RefSeq and is a predicted model, not a curated record. Gene Ontology annotation, biological process: mitotic spindle organization; regulation of cytokinesis; protein phosphorylation. Gene Ontology annotation, cellular component: spindle microtubule; chromosome passenger complex; spindle midzone. NCBI's taxonomy places the organism in Eukaryota, Viridiplantae, Streptophyta, Magnoliopsida, Fagales, Fagaceae. Gene Ontology annotation, molecular function: protein kinase activity; ATP binding. The transcript has 6 exons. The coding region runs from base 96 to 938 and encodes 280 amino acids.
AAAAUUUUUUAAAUUCGCUUGAGCUUCCCUUUCUCUCUCUCCCCAAGUCCAAACUGGGAAUUCUGAAUUCUCAAAAUCCAAACAAACGAAAAGAAAUGGAAUCCCAAACCCAAUCACCAAAGAAGCAAUGGUCCUUGCAAGACUUCGAGAUCGGAAAACCCCUCGGAAAAGGGAAAUUCGGCCGGGUCUAUCUCGCCAGAGAAGCCAAGAGCAAAUACAUAGUGGCGUUGAAGGUGAUAUUCAAAGAGCAAAUAGAGAAGUACAAAAUUCAGCACCAGCUCAAGAGAGAAAUGGAGAUUCAAACCGCUCUUCGCCACCCAAAUAUAUUGCGACUCUACGGUUGGUUCCACGACUCCGAACGCAUUUUCUUGAUUCUCGAAUACGCUCAUGGCGGCGAGCUCUAUAGGGAGAUCAGAAAACGCGGAUUUCUCUCUGAGAACAAAGCUGCCACUUACAUUUUGAGCCUCGCGCAAGCGUUGGCGUUUUGUCAUGAGAAAGAUGUGAUUCACAGAGACAUCAAGCCCGAAAAUCUGUUGCUUGAUCAUGAGGGUCGACUGAAAAUUGCUGACUUUGGAUGGUCUGUACAGUCAAGAGCCAAGAGACGCACCAUGUGUGGAACUUUGGAUUAUUUAGCACCAGAAAUGGUGGAGAACAAGGCUCAUGACUACGCAGUUGACAACUGGACUUUGGGUAUCCUUUGCUAUGAGUUCCUUUAUGGUGUCCCUCCAUUUGAGGCUGAGAAUCAAACCGAUACCUUUAGAAGGAUAAUGAAUGUUGACCUGAGCUUUCCUUCCACCCCUUGUGUUUCUAUAGAAGCCAAGGAUCUCAUUCUUCGACUUCUGGUGAAGGACUCCUCAAAAAGGCUAUCUCUUCAGAAGAUCAUGGAGCAUCCUUGGAUAGUCAAGAAUACAGAUCCUACAAGUAUCUGCAAUAAGUAGGAUUUUAAACUUCAAAGCUGAUUCUGCCAUGGCUUGGAGGAAUCAACAUGAUUGAAUUCUGCAUCUAUUGGUGUUUAUUUUUUUCCCUCUCCACUCAAUGAAGCAGCUUCCAAAGCUCUUCAUAUAACCUUCAAUAUUUCUUCUUAUCUUAGCUGCUUCUUGACUGAGAAACAUUGACUUGCAAACCCAAGCUUUGAGCUUCAUGUAUUAUACGUUUUGUAUAUGAUAAUUCAAUGUACGUUCUUUCUCUUGCCA